UGUGUGCCUGCUUGUGUAAUUGAUAAGAGCGGUGGUUUAUAUUAUAAGUAUUUUGGGUCAUAAGAUGCGACGUGUUGUGAGUAUUUUAAAAAACUAAAUCUAGCGAAUUAGUGUUCCGGCCAUCGAUUAAGUGUAGUAUAGUGCCAAAUACGCGUCAUUAUGCGUCAUUGUCAACUUCGGUUUGUUGGAAUUGCCAGAAACCUGCGAAACAAAUGAUUUGUGCCGACUGCGGCAGCUUGCAGGAUGUGGACAAUACAAUUAACUACUUUAAGCUGCUGGAUUUUCCCACACAAUUUACUUUGCAGUCUCAGCAGCUUACACAGCGUUUUCGCCAGUUGCAGUCGAGAGUCCAUCCCGAUAAAUACAGUAACAAGACAUCACGGGAGCAAACAAAUUCGGCAGAUUGGAGUUCGCUAAUUAACAAGGCUUAUAAAACGCUGUCUGCGCCUGUGGAACGCGGUCAAUACAUGCUACAGUUGGCUGGCGAAGAGAUGCCACAGGAUAAUAGUGCAUUGAACGCCACAUUUUUAAUGGCCAUGAUGGAGCGCAAUGAGGAGGUGGAGGAGGCCGAUAACAGCGCUGCACUGGAAAAGUUGAGCGCCAACAUUUCGCAAGAGCUUGAAGCAUUUGCCGAGAAGCUAACAACACAAUUUGAAGCCAAUGACUUGGCGGCGGUGAAGGCAACGCUUGUGGAAAUGAAAUAUUUGCACAGCAUACAAAGCAGUAUCAAAAAGAAACAGCAACAUUUGAUGUCUGCAUAGACAAAUCGAUUGGUUUUAAUCAUCGGUCAUCGAUAGGUUGCAGAGAACGCGAAGUUGGCUGUACCAAACGUCAACUGGACAAAGAAACAGCUGGCAGUUGACAACAACAAGGGUGGAUUCCAGUCAUGAUCGAUUUGUUAUGUAUAUUAAUGAAUGUGAUUAAAAAACCACACAGGUGAAUGCACCUGCUGAUAAGUGAAUACAACUUUGUUGUUGUUAUAAUAA
Drosophila nasuta is the source of this 986-nucleotide messenger RNA. RefSeq names its product iron-sulfur cluster co-chaperone protein HscB-like protein, mitochondrial (gene Hsc20). Gene Ontology annotation, biological process: protein complex oligomerization; [2Fe-2S] cluster assembly. The transcript is spliced from 3 exons. The record is from RefSeq and is a predicted model, not a curated record. Gene Ontology annotation, molecular function: protein-folding chaperone binding; ATPase activator activity. Gene Ontology annotation, cellular component: mitochondrion. Lineage: Eukaryota; Metazoa; Arthropoda; Insecta; Diptera; Drosophilidae. Bases 213 to 761 code for a protein of 182 amino acids.